CUGCUGCUGCUGAGGCUGCUGCUGCUGCUGCUGCUGGUGGUUUGGUGAUUGGUGCAGGGGGGAAACUGCGUCGCCAAGUCUGAGAGGCUGGAAUCACGGGUCAGUAGAACUGGAACCCGCUUUGCAACAUAACGCGCUUUUUCUCUCACGUUCUCGAAUGCUUCCAGAUGUAUCCAGAUGCAGCUCAGUUCGCUUUAACGCGGCGACGUUUGGAUGCGGUUUGUUUCCUCUGCGGCUCUGAGUCUCUCCGCUCGACCAUAAUAUGAUUUAACGUUUGGGAGGAUAUUUCAACAGGGUGCCAGUCUGUGUUUGACUACACGGGAAUCUCUACUUCUUCUUCCAGCAUCACACUAUAACGUCUAGAGAAGAAUACAUCAAGGAUAGAAGACAUUAAAGGGAUUUUCCUUGACCGCCCUACAGAUGGACUAAAAAAAAAAAAAGCAAAGAAGCUUCAGUUUCUCUGGAUUUUAACUCUGUUCACUCUCACUCACUGAGCUGUGUGUGGGUUUUUUUCUCUCUUGUGUUUUUGGAGGAAAUAAUUCUGGACAACAUGAAAGUUAUUUCGGCUAUUUUGCUCGUUGCCGUUUGUUGGAGCCAGGAGUGGAAGUCUGCGCUCUCAGAUUCAAUCAUCCACAUCGGCGCCAUCUUUGACGAGUCAGCACGGAAAGAUGAUGAGGUGUUUCGCCUUGCCGUGGCAGAUCUCAAUUUGAACAACGAGAUCUUGGAGACAGAGAAGAUCACCAUCUCGGUGGAAUUCGUUGAUGGCAACAACCCCUUCCAGGCUGUGCAAGAAGCCUGUGAGCUGAUGAACCGUGGUAUCCUGGCUCUGGUCAGUUCAAUUGGCUGCAUGUCCGCGGGCAGCCUUCAGACUCUGGCCGAUGCCAUGCACAUCCCCCACCUCUUUAUCCAGCGCUCCCCAGCGGGAUCACCUCGCUCCGCCUGCCCACAAACCAGUCGCCUCCCUGGAACAGAUGACUACACCCUAAUGGUCCGCCCACCCGUCUAUCUCAAUGAGGUCAUCAUGCAAGUGGUGUCUGAGUAUAGCUGGCAGAAGUUCAUCCUCUUCUAUGAUUCAGAUUUUGAUAUCCGUGGUAUUGAAGAUUUCCUGGACCGCACCUCUCAGCAGGGAAUGGACGUAUCCCUUCAGAAGGUGGAAUCUAAUAUCAACAUGAUGAUCACAAGUCUGUUCAGAACAAUGCGUGUGGAGGAGCUGCAUCGUUACAGGGAUACACUACGCAGAGCCGUGCUGUUCAUGAGCCCAGCUACUGCCAAGGCUUUUAUCACUGAGGUGGUGGAGACCAACCUGGUGGCCUUCGAUUGUCACUGGAUCCUGAUUAAUGAGGAGAUCACAGACUACGACUUGCAGGAGUUAGUCUUGAAGUCGAUCGGUCGGCUGACGCUGGUGCGACAGACGUUCCCCAUGCCCCAGAACACAACUCAGCGCUGUGUCAAACACAACCACAGGAUUAACACCUCCCUGUGUGACCCUAAAAACCCCAGAUCUCACCAGCUAGAGAUCAGCAACCGCUACAUUUAUGAUACUGUGUUGCUGCUGGCCAACACCUUCCACAGAAAGCUGGAGGAUAGGAAGUGGCACAGCAUGGCCAGUCUGAGCUGCAUCAGGAAGACCUCCAAACCGUGGCAGGGAGGCAAGAGCAUGCUGGAUACUAUCAAAAAGUUCGGAGUGAGCGGCCUCACCAGUUUCCUGGAGUUCACUGACAACGGCAGCAACCCCAACAUCUUCUUUGAAAUCCUGGGAACAAGUUAUGGAGAAGACAGGGGACGAGGAGUCAGUAGGCUGGCAACGUGGGACCCAGUUCACGGUUUGAAUGGCACGCUGACGGACAGGAAAUUGGAAAAUAACAUGAGAGGUGUGGUGCUACGAGUCGUCACUGUUCUGGAGGAGCCGUUUGUAAUGGUGUCAGAGAACGUUCUGGGGAAACCGAAGAAGUACCAGGGCUAUUCUAUUGACGUCCUGGAUGCUCUGUCCAACUACCUUGGCUUCAAGUACGAGAUCUACGUCGCUCCAGACCACAAAUACGGCAGCUUGCAGCCUGACGGUCAGUGGAACGGACUGAUGGGGGAAUUGGUCUUUAAGCGAGCCGAUGUGGGACUUUCUGCCCUGACCAUCACGCCUGAGCGAGAGAGCGUCGUGGACUUCACCACACGCUACAUGGAUUAUUCUGUGGGCGUUCUGCUGCGCAAGGCCGAGCGCACUGUGGACAUGUUUGCCUGCCUGGCGCCCUUCGACCUGUCACUGUGGGCGUGCAUCGCGGGCACUGUGCUCCUUGUUGGCAUCCUGGUGUACUUGCUCAACUGGCUCAACCCACCCCGGCUACCCAUGGGAUCUGUGUCCUCGACAACACUGUACAAUUCCAUGUGGUUCGUGUACGGCUCCUUUGUACAACAAGGUGGAGAGGUUCCCUACACUACUCUAGCUACGAGGAUGAUGAUGGGCGUCUGGUGGAUGUUUGCUCUUAUUGUCAUCUCCUCGUAUACCGCUAACCUAGCAGCCUUCCUCACCAUCUCGCGCAUAGAGAACUCCAUACAGUCCCUCCAGGACUUAUCCAAGCAGACAGAGUUGCCUUAUGGUACAGUGUUGGACUCCGCAGUAUACGACCAGGUGCGCUCCAAGUCUAUGAACCCCUUUGAGAGAGAUCCCAUGUACUCCCAGAUGUGGCGGAUGAUUAACCGCACCGGAGGAGGAGAUAAUAACGUCGAGGAGUCAAAAGAAGGCAUUCGCAAGGUGAAGUACGGUCGAUUUGGCUUUGUGUGGGAUGCAGCAGUUCUGGAGUACGUUGCUAAUAAUGACGAGGACUGCUCGUUCUACACUGUCAGCAGCAACGCGCCAGACCGUGGUUAUGGUAUCGCCAUGCAGCACGGCAGCCCCUACAGGGACAUUUUCUCCCAAAGAAUCUUGGAGCUUCAGCAGAACGGCGACAUGGAUAUACUGAAGCUCAAGUGGUGGCCCAAGGACAGCCCAUGCGACCUCUACAGCUCAGUCCAGACACGACAGCGCGGCAACGCCCUGGACAUCCACAGCUUCGCUGGCGUUUUCUGCGUCUUGGCAGCCGGCGUGGUGCUCUCCUGCCUCAUCGCCAUGGUGGAAAGCUGGUGGUCGCGGAGGAAGGGAUCCAGGGUCCCCUCCAAGGAGGACGAUAAGGAGAUCGACCUGGAGCACCUACACCGCCGGGUUAACAGCUUGUGCACCGAGGAUGAAAGCCCCCACAAGCAGUUCUCCACCUCUUCCGUCGAUUUAACACCCCUUGACAUGGAUGCGCUGCCUGCCGCUCGCCAGGCACUCGAGCAGAUCAGCGAUUUCCGCAACACCCACAUCACCACCACCACCUUCAUCCCCGAGCAGAUCCAGACCCUCAGCCGCACCCUCUCUGCCAAAGCCGCUGCUGGAUUUUCCGCUGGUUUCGGUGGCGGCGGCGUCGGCGUCCUCCAGGACCACCGGACUGGCGGGGUGGGCCCUUUCAGGCAGAGGGCCCCCAACGGUGGCUUCUUCCGCAGCCCCAUUAAAACAAUGUCCUCCAUCCCCUACCAGCCCACAGGUCCAGGACCCAACUUUGGAUAUGGCAAUGAUCCAGACAGGGGCACCUCUAUAUGAGGAGUUGCUAAGGAUACGGUUGGUUCAGGAGAAAGAGGAAAAGGAGGAGCAGAAGGAGGCAAGGUGGCUAGGGUCGGUCAUGGGAUGGUAGAACAAAUACAGCUAAAAAGUCAGAGGAUAGAGAUGUGUACAUAGGAAUCUUUAUGUUUUCAGUUUCUGCUUGGGUGUUUCCAGGGGUGUCUAUUUUGUAUGUGGAGAAGACGAAGGAGGUGGAGGUCUGUUAGGAUGUUCCUUAUCUUCCUGCAAACCAAGCUGGUGAGGUGCAAAAAGGGAAGGUGUAAGGGGGGGCUUGAAUCUUUGCUUUAUUGUUGUUGUUCUUGUGAUUGUUUGGGGGAUUAUUUUUGGGGAUAUGUGUGAGAAGGGAUCUUUUUUAUUGCUUCUGUUCUAUGAUAUGAGGACUGCCUCAUGUAAUGGAGAUCUGCUGAAAUGACCUGACAAUUCUUAUCUAAACCCCACCUCGGAGGGUUUAAUUUAUCCUACUCCAACCACAGGAAACACGUCUAUAUUCCUGUGAGCUCCAGGGCUGCCAUUGGUGGAUGACUGGUGGUGUCGUUUGCCAUUAAACAACUCCAAGGGGCUCCCACUACUAAGCAAUUAUUGAGUUGUUAUUUUAUGAAGGCAUAUAUAACAAUAGUUUUGUCUGUAGCCCUGGGAAUACAUACAGCAGCCCCUUGUAGUUUUGAGAAGGCCCCAUCUCAGUGAAUACUGGAAGAUUCCACUUCUCCACUUUUACUCUGCCUUUUCACUAUGUGGGAGUCCAAACUGAGGUUUCUCUUCUCUGGUGUCGUUUCACCAAUAUCUGGGCUUCUAAAUGUGUGAUCAUCUCCAAGGGGGUGUCCACACUGUGGCCUGACUAGACCUAAGACUUUGCAGCUGAACCCCAUCACGGUGCAUCGGUCUGAAUACUGCUGAAAUGCCAUUACAGUGCAACAAUAUGACACUGAAUCACCAGUUUUGGUGCGUCGAUCUUGAACUAUUUCUGCCAUUUUGGUGCAUCAGCCUGAAACGGUUUUCACCACUUUGAUGCACAUUAAAGACUCUUUGUCAACCCCACUGCACUGUACCAGUGCCCACAGACCUGUAAGUGAUUGUAUGUAGAUCUGACCUUUUCUUUUCUCACCUGUACUGUGCUAUCUGCUUUUCAAGUCAAGGUGAGAUCCUCUAAUCAGACUCUCAAGAGGGAUAGUAAAAAGGGAUGAUACAAAAAACGACAUAAAGAGAAAAAAAAACUUAAAAGACAAGCCGAAAGACUUCAAAAAGCUUAUGCUUAUUAUAUGUCUUUUAUUGAAUUUUGUUUUUGAAAAAAAUAGAUUUUAAUGCGUGGAAUGUGUUUUGGUCAGGAAGUACAAAAAAUAACAUUGUUCUGAGCUGUCUACUUGUUUUUUUUCUCUCAGCAAACUUUGAAAAACUGCUAAAUGAGUGCUGUAGUCUCUGGUUUUGCAUCAUUAAGUCAUCCAAACUUUUGAUUUUUCUUUGUUUUGCUUAAUUUUUAGUGCUGCCAUAGCCCGGGUGUUUAAAAGAUAAAAGCUCAUUCUUUAAAGUCAUGUCAUGUUCGAGUUCAUCAAUCACUUCUUAUCAGGUCCAAGUGGUGAAAUGGAGUUUAUUUUGCGUUGAGGAGAAGCCAUUGCAAGAGCGUCUUCAGUACAGGCCUUAUAUGUCAACUAGCUAGCUGUACCCUCCUGACUUCCAGUCAAACCCAAAACUUCACCGCGUACUGGAAACAUUAUCGAGCAGCAAAUCAGUGGUUGUGCUUUAGGGUCAUGGGAAUGUCACCAAGAGUCAACGGCCAUCGGAACCCAAUGGCUGCCUUUUAUGAGAGGAAUCCGAAAUAUACUUCUAUUUCAUAUCUGUAAUGUUAAGGGUACUGUUUAUAUAACUUGUUUUUUUAAAGUGCCAAUUAAUUCAAAUGAGACCAUUAAGGUGCAUUUUGGGGUGGGGGAAGGGGAACGGUACAUUAAGAGCAUUAAAGGAACAUUUUGUGGAUUAAGGGGUGGGGUGGUAAAAUGGAACCAAAUCUUUUUCACUAACACUGUAUUAAUAAUUGAUAAUGUUAGUUGUUUAGAUCAAGUUUUCAGUUUGUUAUCUUUAAGAACUAAAACCGCAAAAUGUUGUGCGUAGAGAACUCAGUCGAGCCACAGUGUUUUGAAGCAUUCUUAGGCGUUCUUUUCUUAUAUUAGGCUACAGUAUGGCUAUUGAAUGACAAAUAGGACACAGACAUUUAAAAAGGUUUUAUUUAGUAUAAAUGAAAGAGACAUUAUAAAAAUGUAUAUUUUACAUGUUGAUGCUAUUUUUGUUUAACAAAAAGAAAAAGAGUAUAUCAUGAUGAACUUUAGUGUUGAGUUUAGCAGUCACAUUACUGCGUUUGUUUUUCCCUUGUUCCGCCCAUGGUCAACAUAAACACAAACUCUUUGCUUUUCUCACGUCAUCCUGAGUUCAUUUUAUUAUUUGCUGGCUAAAUAACAAAAAGUGGCAAGUUGAUUAAAAAGAAAGCAUGCACAAACUUGCUCUUGCGCUAUCUGUUAACAUUUUUAAUUUCAUACAUAGAACUACAGGAUUUACUUGAUAAUUUUCAAAAAUUUAUGAUGUACAGUAUUUAAUAUAGGCCUAUUUUGUUGUAUGUGUUGCAUAUUAUUCAAAAACUGAACAAACUGGGGCCUCUGUUACAAGUGGCAAAGCUUUCUGUGUAUAAUUUGUCUAAUAAACAGGUUUUCUACAGUGGGA
Molecule: messenger RNA, 6334 nt
Organism: Sebastes umbrosus (honeycomb rockfish)
Lineage: Eukaryota; Metazoa; Chordata; Actinopteri; Perciformes; Sebastidae
Gene: grid2
Product: glutamate receptor, ionotropic, delta 2
Exons: 16
Coding region: 551-3613 (1020 amino acids)
Biological process (GO): monoatomic ion transport; modulation of chemical synaptic transmission; synaptic transmission, glutamatergic
Cellular component (GO): plasma membrane; postsynaptic membrane
Molecular function (GO): transmitter-gated monoatomic ion channel activity involved in regulation of postsynaptic membrane potential; glutamate-gated receptor activity
Source: RefSeq, a predicted model, not a curated record